GUCAAAUUUUUUCGUCCUUCAAAAGAGAGACAGGAGAGAGAAGGUGCAGCUGUGUUGUCUGUGGGGGUGUGGGAUAUUAUUGAAGAAGAUCUGGCUCAAUUUAAUCCGUGGGCAUGGCGAGUCUACGUUACACGCGGAAUCUCUUCUUGAGAGGAAUAUGUGUCAUAUAUAUGUUCGCGUUCGCUUCUUUCUACAUACAAAUUCCAGGACUGUAUGGCACAAAUGGCAUUUUACCUGCCCGGACUCAGCUGAUAGUGAAAGGAGCAGACUCUAUCUUGACUCGCAUUAAGGUGAAACCAACUCUGCUAUGGCUUGCUCCGUUUCUGGGGCUCAAUACGGAGUACAUGAUGGAUGUGUUGGCUCUGGCAGGAACUGGCUUAGGUCUUGCAGGAUUUGUUAAACAAUCCUUCUGCACGGCGCCAGUGUUUGCCAUACUUUGGGCACUGUAUUUCUCCCUUUGCCAAGUUGGUCAAACUUUCAUGGAAUUCCAAUGGGACUCUCUCUUGCUGGAAUCUGGCAUUUUAGCUAUCAUUGCAGCCCCGUGGUUCAGUAGUGGUGCGAGGAAGCAAUCGCCCACAGAUCCUAUUUCCCUUUUCUUGGUACGUUGGCUUUUCUUCCGACUCAUGUUCUCAUCUGGUGUUGUUAAGCUGACAAGUGGUUGUCCGACAUGGUGGGGUCUGAACGCUCUCAAUGUUCAUUUUGAGUCUCAGUGCAUUCCAACUCCUCUUGCCUGGUAUGCACACCACCUUCCAACUGGUUUUCUUCGUUUCGUGACUGCUGUUGCUAUAUUAGCAGAAACAUUGGUCCCAGCCUUUUUCUUCUUCCCUUUAAGAUCAGUCCGAACCUUUGCCUUUGUCCUUCAGGUGUUUCUGCAGUUAAAUAUCAUCCUGACUGGAAACUACAAUUUCUUCAACCUUUUGACUAUCACACUCAGUCUCUCUCUUUUGGAUGAUGAUUUCUUUAUUAGUAAUACUUCCUCUGCCUUCAACAAGAUACUUUCUCAGUUGUCCAGUCUUCUAGCUGCUGCCUUGUUAUCAUUUGCAAUGGUGAUGCUUUUCAAUGUCAAAUUCAAUCCAGAUUGGUCCAUUGAGACUUCUAUUGGAUUCAAUUUAAGUGAAUUUGAUAAUGCUCUUGGGGCAGCACUUCCACAGACAGUGAUCAUAGGUUUCUGCUUUUUGGUUUUCGCUGCUGUAAGUGGUGUUGUCGAAUCCUUACUUCGCCCCAGUAAAUACCUGAAUAAAGCUCUAGCUUUAAGUUCAGUUCUCAUCUAUACAAGUAUUGCCGUUUUUGUGUUUGGAAUCAGUCUUGUUCCAUACUCCACUUUGCACCCUAGUGGCAACACCACAGUUAACUCUGAAAUUCGGUCAUGGCAUACUAAAACACAACAAUGGCGCCUUGUUGAUGGUUAUGGUCUUUUUCGUCGAAUGACUGGAGUUGAAGGGAGGCCAGAAGUGAUUAUUGAAGGCUCUAAUUCUCUGGAGGGGCCAUGGAAAGAAUAUGAGUUCCUUUACAAACCUGGAAAUGUAAAUUCUACCCUUCCAUUUGUUGCUCCAUACCAGCCAAGACUAGAUUGGCAAAUGUGGUUUGCUGCUCUUGGCACUUACCAUCAGAAUCCCUGGCUGAUGAGCUUGACUUAUAGAAUACUCUCGGGGCAACCAGAAGUCUUGCAGUUGCUGGAUGCAUCACGUAACCCAUUCCCAAGCAAACCACCAAGAUACCUCAAAGCAAGCUUGUACCAUUAUCGUUACACUGACUGGAAACAAAGGUGGGGCUCUAGCUGGUGGACCAGGGAAAAGGUUGGUGAGUACUUCCCUAUCUUCACUCGUGAUCAUCCACCAUUGCUAGAUUAUCUGAACACUAUGAAAGUUUUGAGUCCAAGUGCUAAAGAGGAGCCUCCAGUUGCAUGGCUCAAGCUUGCUCUCGAUUUUAUCCGGUCAUUUGUUGCUUUGGUGGAGCCAAGCAUUCUCCUGAUAUCACUUUUCAUAUCUGGCUGUGUCCUUAUUACAACGAUCCUUAGCCAAGGUCAGCCCCCCAAACGGUUGAGACAAAAGUGAACUGUCCAAAUUACUGUCCUCUUAAUUCAUAAAAGUAGUGUUACACCUGAGGAAAGGUACUCUGUGGCCAUGAUCUUAUUUUGUUCUAUGAUAAACAAAGUUACUAGUUUUUUUUUUUAUACGUCUUCGGUCCAGUCAGCUUUAAGAGCAGUUAAUAUAUGAAAAGAUCUGAGUCCAAUUAUUUUGUAGCUUCAUUUGCAGUUUCUAUUGUAUGUACAAAGUAAAUCUUAUCUUGCCUUUUUAUACCUUGUUAUUGUAACUUCUUUAUGUCUGCACUGUUUUCAGUAUUCAUUGCAUUUCAUUUUAUAUUCUGUAAGAGAUGUUUAUUUGUGCGUUUUUAAAAUUAAGAAUUUAGAAUUAAUAUCAUGUAUCUGUUACAUCAACAUACAUUUAUUAAUGUGGUACUAAUAGUCUGUGCCUUAAUGUUUGAGACAAAUGUGUUCCUCUUUUUUUAAAUUAAUACUAUAAUAAUCGGUGUAGAAUUUUUUAUGUUGUAAUGAAUUAAAUUUUUAACCAAAUAUCUAGUGUUCAUUGUGGGAGAAGGAACAGCAACAGAAGAGUAGAGACUUAUGUAUCUUUCUCUACUGUUCCUCACCACUCAGGGAAUGAAUUGUAUGACUACUCAUGUAUCAAACAUGGGCUUUAAUAAAUAGGUCUGAAACACAA
Thrips palmi is the source of this 2720-nucleotide messenger RNA. Its product is annotated as lipase maturation factor 2-like. Gene Ontology annotation, cellular component: endoplasmic reticulum membrane. The record is from RefSeq and is a predicted model, not a curated record. Gene Ontology annotation, biological process: protein maturation. The coding region runs from base 114 to 2054 and encodes 646 amino acids. NCBI's taxonomy places the organism in Eukaryota, Metazoa, Arthropoda, Insecta, Thysanoptera, Thripidae. The transcript is spliced from 11 exons.